Molecule: messenger RNA, 1701 nt
Organism: Penicillium manginii
Lineage: Eukaryota; Fungi; Ascomycota; Eurotiomycetes; Eurotiales; Aspergillaceae
Product: sulfatase family protein
Exons: 5
Coding region: 1-1701 (566 amino acids)
Biological process (GO): phenol-containing compound metabolic process
Molecular function (GO): glycosaminoglycan binding; arylsulfatase activity; N-acetylglucosamine-6-sulfatase activity
Source: RefSeq, a predicted model, not a curated record
AUGAAAAUCCUCCGCUUAUUGCUGCUAGCGGGGCUAGCUGUGGCUAAACAGCCCAAUAUCCUCUUUAUCUUGACUGACGACCAGGGCAAGCAUGUUGGAGGAUUGGAAUACAUGCCCAAGCUUCAAGAGCUUCUAGUUCAGAAAGGAGCAAGGUAUCCCAAGCACUAUUGCUCAGUCGCCAUCUGCUGUCCGUCGCGCGCAAAUCUCUGGACAGGGCGUAUGCCACACAAUACCAACGUAACAGACGUCUCAUUGCCAUAUGGUGGAUAUCCAAAGUUCGUAUCAGCCGGCUGGAACGAUAAUUACCUACCCCUCUGGAUGCAAGAUGCAGGGUACAACACGUAUUACGUGGGAAAGUUAUGGAAUUCCCACACGGAGGAUAACUACAACAAGCCCUACGCGCGCGGAUUCAAUGGCUCUGAAUUCCUUCUCGAUCCAUACACAUACCAAUACUACUUUGCGCGCAUGACUCGCAACGGCAACCCACCCGUCCAUUACGACGGCCAAUACUCGACCGAUGUGAUUGCUGAGAAAGCAGCGGGAUUCCUGGACGAAGCAAUGGCGCAAGAUCGGCCGUGGAUGUUGACUGUUGCGCCGAAUGCGCCGCACGCUAAUGGCUCCUAUGAUCCCACGCGUGAUGCGGACUGGUUCGGCGAGCCGGAGUUUGCACCGAGGCAUGCCAAUUUGUUUAAAGGCGUUAAAGCACCUCGCGAUGAGAGUUUUAACGCGCUGAUUGAGGGUGCUGUGGGCUGGACGCAAACUCUGCCUGAGUUGAGUCAAAAGGAGAUUGACUAUAUUGAUCUAUUUCAGCGUUGCCGCCUGCGUGCUCUGCAGGCUGUUGAUGAGAUGAUUGGUAAUUUGGUCGAGAAGCUUGAGAAGGCGGGUGAACUGGACAAUACCUACAUCUUUUUCUCCACUGAUAAUGGAUAUCACCUGGGUCAGCACCGUAUGCAGCCUGGAAAGACUUGUGGUUACGAAACCGACAUCCAUAUUCCUCUCAUCGUUUGGGGGCCUGGUAUUCCAGAGAACCAGGUGAUUGAUGUGGUGACUAGUCACACAGAUCUCGCGCCCACCUUCUUGGCAAUCGCCAAUUCGUCGAGAGAAGGUCUCGAUGGCAAGGCCAUCCCAACCACCGUGGCCGCUGGCAAAUUGCACAAAAAGAAGGAGCAUGUCGCCAUUGAGUUCUGGGGAACGGGUAUCCCAGAAGGCAUCUACGGCUUUGCAAGCGAUAGGGAGCAAGACCCAUACAACAACUUCCAGAACAAUACCUACAAGGGUGUCCGACUCGUUGCCGAUGACUAUAGUCUCUACUAUGCGGUUUGGUGUACAAACGAGAAGGAGUUUUACAACCUUAAGGACGACCCCUUCCAGACAGUUAAUCUCGCAGCCCAUCCGAAUAAGCAUGCAAACUUCAAAAUCGCCAAUCGGAGACUUGCUCAGAUCAUCAGCCGUCUUGAUGCUUUGAUGAUGGUUCUGAAGUCCUGCGGUGGUGAUUCCUGUCGGGACCCAUGGGGCCAGCUACACCCUGGCGGCCAAGUGACCACCCUUUCCGAAGCAUUGGCUCCUGCUUUCGAUACAUUCUAUCAGAAUCAACCCAAAGUCUAUUUCUCGGCUUGCGAACUUGGGUACCUCAUUGCUUCAGAGGGUCCGCAGGAGUUCAAUGCAUACCAUGGUGAACAAAAUGAGACGAAAGGAUGGUAA